UCUGGCCCCCUGACCCUUGCCCGCCUCCUCCGCUCCAGGGGCACAAGGCGCCAUGUGGGAGCCUCAGUAGUUGGCGGAGCGCUCUCCCCCACCCUCAGCGCCCCUCCGACACAGGGGUGCCCCCCUGCCCUGCCCUUCUGCUUCCCCUUCCCUCCCUCCCUCCCUCCCUCCUUCUUCGCCGCCAGCGCUGCCUCCUCUUCGGGCUGGUGGUGCGGGGGAGCGCCAUGCCCUGAGGCUGCCUCCUCCUGGGCGCGCCCCCAACCCGGCCUCCCUCCCUCCCUGCCUCCUCCCCACCCCUUUACCUGCCCCCUCCGCGGGUCCUCCUCCUCCUCCUACUCGGAGCCUCGGCGGGAGACUCGGCCGGGAAGGAUGCCAGGCGCGGCUGGGCGCCUCCACUCUCCGCUGGCUCUUCCCUGAGGAGGCGAACAGCUAUCCGCUGGCAGCCAGCCAGUCAAAAACCUCUGGGGUCUCCACUCAAGUCCCAUGGAUGGCGAGGCGUGCUGUCGUCCGAUCAUCCCUGUUGUCCCCUCCCAGCUACUAUGAGGCGGUACACGAUGGCCGUGGGCCUGCUAGUCCUGAGUACCCUUUCCUUGGCAGUUGGUACCACUAUAUGGGCCAGGAGCCACUCUCCUACAAGCGGCGUGGAGGUGUGGUGGAUCAUCGUGAUAUCAUCAUGGCCCAUCAAGCUCACAAGAUCCAUAACACACCACAGGCACAACGCAAGGAAUGGGAGAUGGCUCGGUUUGGAGAUGAGGUGCCAGCCCGCUAUGGGGCAGGAGGUCCAGGGGGAGCUGGCUCAGGAGCGGCUGGUGGCGGAGGUGGCCGGGGUGCUGGGGGCGUCCGGCAAGGUGGCCCCCCAGGGGCCCAAAGGAUAUACAAGCAGUCGAUGGCCCAGCGAGCCCGCACCAUGGCCCUCUACAACCCCAUUCCUGUCCGGCAGAGCUGCCUGACUGUCAACCGCUCCCUCUUCCUCUUCAGUGAGGACAACGUGGUGAGGAAAUACGCCAAAAAGAUCACCGAAUGGCCUCCUUUUGAAUACAUGAUUUUAGCAACCAUCAUAGCAAACUGCAUUGUCCUUGCUCUGGAGCAGCAUCUGCCUGAUGAUGACAAGACACCAAUGUCAGAACGAUUGGAUGACACAGAACCGUACUUCAUUGGAAUAUUUUGUUUCGAAGCUGGAAUUAAAAUUAUUGCCUUAGGAUUUGCUUUCCACAAAGGCUCCUACCUAAGGAAUGGCUGGAAUGUGAUGGACUUUGUGGUGGUUCUCACAGGCAUCUUGGCAACAGUCGGCACUGAAUUUGACCUGCGGACACUGCGGGCGGUUCGUGUGCUCCGGCCACUAAAGCUCGUAUCGGGAAUCCCAAGUUUACAAGUCGUUCUCAAAUCCAUCAUGAAGGCCAUGAUACCUCUGCUACAAAUUGGCCUCCUCCUAUUUUUUGCAAUCCUUAUUUUUGCAAUCAUAGGGUUAGAAUUUUAUAUGGGGAAAUUUCACACAGCCUGCAAGGAUAUUUAUACAGAUGAAAUCACACAAGAAGCUCCAUGUGGAAAGGAAUCACCAUCACGCCUCUGCCCUAAUGGGACCAAGUGUGAAGAAUACUGGGAAGGACCCAACUAUGGGAUCACGCAGUUUGAUAACAUCCUGUUUGCCGUGCUGACUGUCUUCCAGUGUAUCACCAUGGAAGGGUGGACCGACCUCCUCUAUAUUAGCAAUGAUGCCUCAGGGAGUGCUUGGAACUGGUUGUAUUUCAUCCCUCUCAUCAUCAUUGGAUCCUUUUUUAUGCUCAACCUUGUCCUGGGGGUGCUUUCUGGGGAGUUUGCCAAAGAAAGAGAGCGGGUGGAGAAUCGUCGAGCAUUUCUGAAGCUCAGAAGGCAGCAGCAGAUUGAACGUGAGCUCAAUGGCUACAUGGAGUGGAUCUCAAAAGCAGAAGAAGUGAUAUUGGCAGAGGAUGAUAUAGAAGGAGAACCUCGUCACCCCUUUGAUGUUGGAGCUCUUCGGAGGGCCACAAUUAAGAAGAGCAAGACAGACUUGCUGAACCCAGAGGAAGCAGAUGACCCGCUGGCUGACAUCUCCUCAGUGGGUUCACCCUUUGCUCGAGCCAGCAUCAAAAGUGCCAAGCUGGAAAACGCCACUUUCUUUCACAAAAAAGAACGGAGGUUGCGUUUCUAUAUCCGUCGAAUUGUCAAAACUCAGGCCUUUUACUGGACAGUCCUCAGUCUGGUAGCUCUCAACACUUUGUGUGUUGCUAUAGUACACUACGACCAGCCAGCUUGGCUAUCUAACUUCCUCUACUAUGCAGAAUUCAUUUUCUUAGGGCUCUUUAUGUCCGAAAUGUUUAUAAAAAUGUAUGGGCUCGGAACGCGGCCUUACUUUCACUCAUCCUUCAACUGCUUCGACUGUGCUGUUAUCAUUGGGAGCAUCUUUGAGGUGAUUUGGGCUGUGGUAAAGCCUGGCACCUCCUUCGGGAUCAGCGUCUUACGAGCUCUCAGGUUACUGCGCAUUUUCAAAGUCACAAAGUACUGGGCUUCCCUACGAAACCUAGUCGUAUCUCUGCUGAAUUCCAUGAAGUCCAUCAUCAGCCUCCUUUUUCUCCUCUUCCUCUUCAUAGUCGUCUUUGCCCUUUUGGGAAUGCAACUCUUUGGGGGCCAGUUUAAUUUUGAUGAAGGAACCCCUCCAACCAAUUUUGACACUUUCCCAGCAGCAAUAAUGACAGUAUUUCAGAUCUUGACUGGUGAAGACUGGAAUGAAGUAAUGUAUGAUGGUAUCCAAUCUCAGGGCGGUGUCGAUAAAGGAAUGAUGUUCUCAAUCUAUUUCAUUGUAUUGACCUUGUUUGGUAACUACACUUUGCUUAAUGUGUUCUUGGCUAUCGCUGUGGAUAAUCUGGCCAAUGCACAGGAGCUCACCAAGGAUGAACAAGAGGAGGAGGAAGCAGCCAACCAAAAACUUGCCCUUCAGAAGGCAAAGGAGGUAGCAGAAGUGAGCCCUCUGUCAGCAGCCAACAUGUCAAUUGCAGUAAAAGAACAACAAAAGAACCAAAAAGGUGGCAAAUCAGUCUGGGAGCAGCGGACAACUGAGAUGCGGAAACAGAACCUAAUGGCAAGUCGAGAGGCACUGUACAAUGAAAUGGACCCUGAGGAUCGAUGGAAAGUCACGUAUGGCCGACAAAUGCGGCCAGAUAUGAAAACCCAUUUAGACCGGCCACUAGUGGUAGAUCCUCAGGAGAAUCGAAACAACAAUACCAACAAGACACGUCCCAAUGAGCCACCCUUGGAUUCACACUUUAGACAACAACGGCCUGAAGAAUUCCUGCGAAAACCACCUCGCUACCAUGAGAAUCCACGAGAUCCCCACAUGUACGAACGCCCUAAUUCAGGAAGCUUUGAGCCACGACACCCACGGAGCAGCAAGGAAAUUGACUUCAACCAGGAAAGUGGGUACCAUGAGAUUGACUAUCCCAGCAAGGAGCAUAAUGCCAUCCUUGAACGUAGUUACCAUGGGGACUGUGACUCAGAGCGUAUCAAGGCCCUGGACCCCCAUCGGCGGCACCGAGGCAGCAAAGAAAGCCGCAGUGGGUCACCCCGUACCACUGAUGUUGACCGGGAACACCGCCGGCAUCGGACUCAUCGACGGGCCCCAGAUGAGGGAGGGGGUGAGGAGGGUAACAAAGCAGAGCGCCGGCCUCGGCACCGUGACGGAAGCAGACCAACACGGGGAGAUGUGGAGGGGGAGCAUCCUGAUGGAGAAAGACGGCGGCGACACCGGCAUACUGCACAGUCUACUUAUGAUGCUGAUGGCAAGGAACGCCGGCACCGGCGCCGGAAAGAGAAUCAAGGCCCUGGCCUCCCACCUGGACCAAACCUAUCCACCACACGGCCAAUCCAACAGGAUAUGGGGCGCUUGGAGCCUCCAGUGGCAGAGGACAUUGACAAUAUAAAGAACAAUAAACUGGCAACCAAUGAGACCUCAAACUCACAUCCCAUCAGUCAUCCUCAGAAUCCUACCAAAGGUGGUAGCCACUUAAAUUCCACACCAAGCCGACCUCCCCACAAUCCUCCUGUUCCUUUGGACCCGCCACUCCCCAACUCUCAGAACUCUGCCAGUCGCCGAACCCCCAAUAACCCUUCUAAUCCAGCCAGUCCUGGGCCCCCUAAAAAUCCUGAAAACAGUCUCAUUGUCACCAAUCCCACCACCCAGAACAAUCCACCCAAAACUGCCAAGAAACCAGAGCACACUGUGGUGGAGGUGCCACCCACCUUCCCACCACCCAUCAACAAUGCUAUCAUGCAAGUUAAUAAAAAUGCCAACCCUGAACCUCUGCCUAAGAAGGAAGAAGAGAAGAAAGAGGAAGAAGAAGAUGAUGAGGGAGAGAAUGGCCCCAAACCCAUGCCACCAUAUAGCUCUAUGUUCAUCCUCUCAACCACAAACCCAUUUCGGCGACUUUGUCAUUACAUCGUCAAUCUACGCUACUUCGAGAUCUGUAUACUGAUGGUGAUUGCCAUGAGCAGCAUUGCAUUGGCUGCUGAAGACCCUGUGCAGCCCCGUGCGCCUCGUAACAAUGUUCUUCGUUACUUUGACUAUGUCUUCACAGGUGUUUUCACCUUUGAAAUGGUUGUUAAGAUGAUUGACUUAGGACUGAUCCUGCAUCGAGGCUCUUAUUUUCGGGACCUGUGGAACAUCUUGGAUUUCAUUGUAGUCAGUGGAGCAUUGGUGGCAUUUGCUUUCACAGGCAGUAAAGGGAAAGACAUCAACACCAUCAAAUCCUUGCGUGUUCUGCGUGUCCUCAGACCUCUCAAAACAAUCAAGCGAUUGCCAAAGCUCAAGGCUGUCUUUGACUGUGUGGUAAACUCACUCAAAAAUGUCCUCAACAUACUCAUUGUAUAUAUGCUGUUCAUGUUCAUCUUCGCUGUGGUGGCUGUUCAGCUCUUUAAGGGCAAGUUCUUCUACUGCACUGAUGAGUCGAAGGAGUUUGAAAAGGAUUGCAGGGGAGAAUAUUUAGUCUACGAGAAGAACAAUGAAGUGAAGGCUGAGAAACGAGAGUGGAAGAAAUAUGAUUUCCAUUAUGACAACGUGUUGUGGGCGCUCCUUACUCUCUUCACCGUGUCUACAGGAGAAGGUUGGCCAGAUGUCCUCAAGCACUCGGUGGAUGCUACAUAUGAGAAUCAGGGCCCCAGCCCUGGUUAUCGCAUGGAGAUGUCCAUCUUCUAUGUGGUCUACUUUGUGGUCUUCCCAUUUUUCUUUGUCAACAUUUUUGUGGCCUUAAUCAUCAUCACCUUCCAGGAGCAGGGGGACAAGAUGAUGGAGGAGUACAGCCUGGAGAAGAAUGAGCGAGCCUGCAUUGACUUUGCCAUCAGCGCCAAGCCGCUCACCCGGCACAUGCCUCAGAACAAACAAAGUUUUCAGUACCGUAUGUGGCAGUUUGUGGUUUCCCCACCCUUUGAAUACACCAUUAUGGCCAUGAUUGCCCUAAACACCAUUGUCUUAAUGAUGAAAUUCUACAAUGCCACAACCGUGUACGAUCAUUUACUAAAGACGUUCAACAUGGUCUUCACUGCCCUGUUCUCUUUGGAGUGUAUCCUGAAAAUCAUUGCCUUUGGAUUGUUGAAUUAUUUCCGUGAUGCCUGGAAUAUCUUUGAUUUUGUCACAGUUCUGGGUAGCAUCACAGACAUCUUAGUGACAGAGUUUGGGAACAACUUCAUCAAUCUGAGUUUCCUUAGGCUGUUCCGAGCAGCCCGCCUCAUAAAGCUGCUCCGACAAGGCUACACCAUCCGCAUCCUGCUCUGGACCUUUGUCCAGUCCUUUAAGGCCCUUCCAUAUGUGUGUCUGCUGAUUGCAAUGCUGUUUUUCAUCUAUGCCAUUAUUGGAAUGCAGGUGUUUGGUAACAUUAGUAUUGAUAUUGAUGAGGAUACGCCUGAGGACGACAAACCUGCGAUCACAGAACACAACAAUUUUCGCACAUUUUUUCAAGCCCUAAUGCUUCUUUUUAGGAGUGCCACUGGUGAGGCUUGGCAUGAAAUCAUGCUUUCCUGCCUGGCUGGGAGGCCUUGUGAUGUGAAAGCAGAUCUUGAUGGCAAUGAGUGUGGCAAUGAAUUUGCAUACUUCUACUUUGUUUCUUUCAUCUUCCUAUGUUCAUUCCUGAUGUUGAACCUUUUUGUGGCUGUCAUCAUGGAUAAUUUUGAAUAUCUGACCCGUGACUCCUCCAUUUUGGGGCCCCACCACUUGGAUGAGUAUGUUCGUGUGUGGGCUGAGUAUGACCCUGCUGCCUGUGGCCGAAUUCAUUAUAAGGAUAUGUACAGUUUAUUACGUGUAAUAUCUCCCCCCCUGGGCUUAGGCAAGAAAUGCCCUCAUAGGGUUGCUUGCAAGAGAUUACUUCGUAUGGACCUGCCUGUGGCAGAUGAUAAUACAGUCCAUUUCAAUUCCACUCUCAUGGCAUUGAUCCGGACUGCACUUGACAUCAAGAUUGCCAAAGGAGGAGCUGACAAACAGCAGAUGGAUUCAGAGCUGAGGAAGGAGAUGAUGGCAAUCUGGCCCAACCUGUCCCAGAAAACGCUGGAUCUCUUGGUAACUCCUCAUAAAUCUACCGACCUGACCGUGGGCAAAAUCUAUGCAGCCAUGAUGAUCAUGGAAUAUUACCGCCAAAGUAAGGCUAAGAAGUUGCAGGCUUUGCAGGAGGAGCAGAAUCGGACACCCCUUAUGUUUCAGCGUAUGGAGCCACCAUCCCCUACCCAGGAAGAUGUCCAAGGGCAAAAUGCUCUUCCUUCCUCACAGCUGGAUCAAGGAGUUGGAAUGGGCAUGCAGGAAGGGGGAAUGAAACCAAGCGAGUCAUGGGUCACACAAAGAGCACAGGAGAUGUUUCAGAAGACAGGAACGUGGAGUCCAGAGCGAGGGCGCCCGGACGAGAUACCCAAUAGCCGGACCAAUUCCCAGUCUGUAGAGAUGCGGGAGAUGGUGAAGGAUGGCUACUCAGACAGUGAUCAGUAUCUGCCAAUGGAAGGCCAUGGACGGGCGGCCUCCAUGCCACGGCUGCCUGCUGAAAACCAGAGGAGGAAGGCGCGACCGCGAGGGAAUAAUCUCAGUACUAUCACAGAUGCAAGCCCAAUGAAACGUUCUGCCUCCAUGUUGGGCCACCCACGAUCCAAAGGCAUGCGCUUGGAUGACUACUCUCUAGAAAGAGUAAUUCCAGAAGAGAACCAACGGCAUCACCGGCGGAGGGAGCGGAGCCACCGGACAUCAGAACGUUCUCUUAGUCGAUAUACAGAUGUGGACACAGGGCUUGGCACAGACCUCAGUAUGACCACACAGUCGGGCGACCUACCUCCCAAAGAAAGAGACCAAGAAAGAGGCAGGCCAAAGGACCGGAAACACCAUCACCACCAUCAUCAUCACCACCACCACCACACAUCUUCUGACAAGGAACGGUAUUCACAAGAGAGGCAUGAAUAUGGCCGGCCUCGUUCCAGAGAUCGACGUUGGUCCCGCUCACCCAGUGAGGGCCGAGACCACAUGCCUCACAGGCAGGGCAGUAGUUCCGUCAGCGGGAGCCCGGUCCUCUCCACGUCCGGCACCAGCACCCCGAGGCGAGGGCGCCGCCAGCUCCCGCAGACCCCCUCCACGCCCCGGCCCCACGUCUCCUACUCGCCCGUGGUCCGUAAAGGGGGCGCGGGGACGACGGCGGCGGCGCAGCAGCAGCAGCAGCAGCAGGCGGCGCAGAUCCAGCAGCAGCAGCAGCCGCAGCCUCCUCCGCCCUCGGGCCGCACGGGGAGCCCCUCGGCGCGGCGCUACCCCGAGCACCAGGCCCCGCCGCCUCUCCACCACCACGCCCACACCCACGCCGCCCACCACCACGCGGUCUCGGAGCGCCGCAGCCGCUCGCCGGCCCUGGAGCGCCACACCGUCCCGCCCAGGAACGACUCCCCGCGCCGCGCCUACCGCCACGCCAGCAGCCGGUGGUCGGCGCCGCACGUCCCCGCCGCUGAGCCCCGCCACGGAGGAUACUACCGGAGCCCGGACUACGCCGGGGAGGACGCCUUCCCUUACGAGCACGGCGGGCGGGCGCCCAGGACUUCCCGGGCAGGAGGAGGAGGCGGCGGCGGAGGAGGAGGAGGAGGGGGUUCCCCGUCGGUGUCCCCGUCGCGCCACGGGCGGCGCCUCCCCAACGGUUACUACCCCUCGCACCACGGACCCGCCAAGUUGCGCGGGAGCGGCGCCUCCCGCAAAGCCCUGCACGAACCUUCCUACAGCGAAACGGACGAGGACGACUGCUGCUAACUGACCUCUUGGCGGGAGGGAGAGGAAGGAGGGAAGGGGAGGGGGAGAGGAGGGGCCCACCUCCCCCACCGCCACGCGCGCGCGCAAGGCACCCACACACACCCAGACACACACCCACACAGACACACCUCCCUCGGGCCCGGUCUCGAGGAGGAGGAGGAGGACCCGCGCAAGGAAGGAGGGAAGAGGAUUGCCUAUGAGGCUGAUAAUGGGAAGCAACUGUUCACCUUUGGUUUGUUUACAUGUUUGUUGGGCAGGGCCUGGGCGACCUGAGCGUCCCUUGUCUUGCCUUCUACAGCCAGCUUGGGCCCUCCCUCCAGUUGUUUUGGACUGUAAUUCCCGCCAUUCCUCACAGCCUCAGGCCCCUUCCUUUUCCCCCUCAGCCGCUUAAGCGAGGAGAAGGAAUAGGAGACGCUUAAGCGGCUGAGAGGGGAAAGGAAGGGGCCGGAGGCUGUGAGGAAUGGCGGGAAUUGCAGUCCAAAACACCUGGAGGGAGGGCCCAAGCUGGCCCAUGCCUGUUCCACAGAGUGGAGGGCGCCUCUCUGAAGUUGGGAAUGGGACAGCCUCGCCGUCGGUCAGGCUUCUGCCUCGGAGGGAAUGACCCAGGCAGGCAGGAAGCAGGCUGUUGACCAGGGCGGGAAAAAGUAAAACAAAGUCUUUUUUAAAAAAUGUAAAAACAAAACAAAAAAGACCAACCAAUUAAUAGUAUUUUUUUUCCUUGGGCUUCUAUUGAUGAGUUUUAUCAUCUCAAUUUACCUGGUCAACUUUAAAAAAAAAGUUUUGUGGCCUGAGGUUUCCCAGAGGGACAAACAACACGCACGCAGACACACACCACACACAGAGAGACAUGAGCGCGCGCACACAGACACACACACAGACACAAAAGAGUGCUUGCUGGUUAUACCAAACCCUAAUAUUACUGCCUGCAGAGAUAAGAAAAAAAAGAAACCAUAAAACUAAACAGAAAAAAACAAAAAACGGACAAAACGAUUGAUUAAAAAAAGAAGCAUUUUCUUCCAACAUUUUGGUCCUGCUUGAAAAAGAUGAAAAAAAAAAAAGAAAUUCCAUCAGAAAAAAAUUAAUAAACUCCUCAGCUUCUUUAUUUUUUUUCCUACUUGUUUGAAAAAAAAAUGAAAAAAAACCUGUGGGAUUGGGACUGUGAAAUAUUGCAUGAAACAAAGUAAAAAGACAAAUGAUGAAAAAAAAAUUAAAAAAAACAAAAAAAACAAAAAUAUUAAAAAAUGAAUUUUUGAUUGA
Anolis carolinensis (green anole) is the source of this 9520-nucleotide messenger RNA. It is a transcript of the gene cacna1a, whose product is annotated as calcium voltage-gated channel subunit alpha1 A. Gene Ontology annotation, cellular component: membrane; voltage-gated calcium channel complex; neuronal cell body. Gene Ontology annotation, biological process: calcium ion import across plasma membrane; chemical synaptic transmission. NCBI's taxonomy places the organism in Eukaryota, Metazoa, Chordata, Lepidosauria, Squamata, Anolidae. Bases 488 to 8263 code for a protein of 2591 amino acids. Gene Ontology annotation, molecular function: high voltage-gated calcium channel activity. The record is from RefSeq and is a predicted model, not a curated record. The transcript has 49 exons.